AUGCCCCUCUCUCUCACCACAUAUCCUCACCUCUCCCACCGCGUGCAACCCCUCCCCCCCGCCUUCUCUCUCACCGCGUGCAACCCCUCCCCCCCGCCUUCUCUCUCACCGCGUGCAACCCCUCCCCCCCGCCUUCUCUCUCACCGCGUGCAACCCCUCCCCCCCGCCUUCUCUCUCACCGCGUGCAGCCACCCCCUCCCUCACGGACCGCAUGUUGGUGUCUUUGAGUCCAGUGGCCUCCACUGCUGCUACCAGCUGCCGUUGAGAAUUCCGAAAAAUCACCCCAUGCCCCCCUUCUCACCCCAUGCCCCCCUUCUCACCCCAUGCCCCCCUUCUCACCCCAUGCCCCCCUUCUCACCCCAUGCCCCCCUUCUUCUCACCCCAUGCCCCCCUUCUCACCCCAUGCCCCCCUUCUCACCCCAUGCCCGCCUUCUCACCCCAUGCCCGCCUUCUCAUCCCAUGCCCGCCUUCUCACCCCAUGCCCGCCUUCUCACCCCAUGCCCGCCUUCUCACCCCAUGCCCGCCUUCUCACCCCAUGCCCCCCUUCUCACCCCAUGCCCGCCUUCUCACCCCAUGCCCGCCUUCUCACCCCAUGCCCGCCUUCUCACCCCAUGCCCGCCUUCUCACCCCAUGCCCGCCUUCUCACCCCAUGCCCGCCUUCUCACCCCAUGCCGCCUUCUCACCCCAUGCCCGCCUUCUCACCCCAUGCCCGCCUUCUCACCCCAUUCCCGCCUUCUCACCCCAUGCCCGCCUUCUCACCCCAUGCCCCCCUUCUCACCCCAUGCUCGCCUUCUCACCCCAUGCCCGCCUUCUCACCCCAUGCCCGCCUUCUCACCCCAUGCCCGCCUUCUCACCCCAUGCCCGCCUUCUCACCCCAUGCCCGCCUUCUCAUCCCAUGCCCGCCUUCUCACCCCAUGCCCGCCUUCUCACCCCAUGCCCGCCUUCUCACCCCAUGCCCGCCUUCUCACCCCAUGCCCGCCUUCUCACCCCAUGCCCGCCUUCUCACCCCAUGCCCGCCUUCUCACCCCAUGCCCGCCUUCUCACCCCAUGCCCGCCUUCUCAUCCCAUGCCCGCCUUCUCACCCCAUGCCCGCCUUCUCACCCCAUGCCCGCCUUCUCACCCCAUGCCCGCCUUCUCACCCCAUGCCCGCCUUCUCACCCCAUGCCCGCCUUCUCACCCCAUGCCCGCCUUCUCACCCCAUGCCCCCCUUCUCACCCCAUGCCCGCCUUCUCACCCCAUGCCCGCCUUCUCACCCCAUGCCCGCCUUCUCACCCCAUGCCCGCCUUCUCACCCCAUGCCCGCCUUCUCAUCCCAUGCCCGCCUUCUCACCCCAUGCCCGCCUUCUCACCCCAUGCCCGCCUUCUCACCCCAUGCCCGCCUUCUCACCCCAUGCCCGCCUUCUCACCCCAUGCCCGCCUUCUCACCCCAUGCCCGCCUUCUCACCCCAUGCCCCCCUUCUCACCCCAUGCCCGCCUUCUCACCCAAUGCCCGCCUUCUCACCCCAUGCCCGCCUUCUCACCCCAUGCCCCCCUUCUCACCCCAUGCCCCCCUUCUCACCCCAUACCCCCCUUCUCACCCCAUGCCCGCCUUCUCACCCCAUGCCCCCCUUCUCACCCCAUGCCCGCCUUCUCACCCCAUGCCCCCCUUCUCACCCCAUGCCCGCCUUCUCACCCCAUGCCCCCCUUCUCACCCCAUUCCCCCCUUCUCACCCCAUGCCCCCCUUCUCACCCCAUGCCCCCCUUCUCACCCCAUGCCCCCCUUCUCACCCCAUGCCCCCCUUCUCACCCCAUGCCCCCCUUCUCACUGCAUGCAAUCCCCCCUUCUAACUGCAUGCAAUCCCCCUUUCUCACUGCAUGCAAUCCCCCCUUCUCACCCCAUGCCCGCCUUCUCACCCCAUGCCCCCCUUCUCACCCCAUGCCCGCCUUCUCACCCCAUGCCCGCCUUCUGACCCCCUGCCCGCCUUCUCACCCCAUGCCCGCCUUCUCACCCCAUGCCCGCCUUCUCACCCCAUGCCCCCCUUCUCACCCCAUGCCCCCCUUCUCACCCCAUGCCCCCCUUCUCACCCCAUGCCCCCCUUCUCACCCCAUGCCCCCCUUCUCACCCCAUGCCCCCCUUCUCACCCCAUGCCCGCCUUCUCACCCCAUGCCCGCCUUCUCACCCCAUGCCCGCCUUCUCACCCCAUGCCCGCCUUCUCACCCCAUGCCCGCCAUCUCACCCCAUGCCCCCCUUCUCACCCCAUGCCCGCCUUCUCACCCCAUGCCCCCCUUCUCACCCCAUUCCCCCCUUCUCACCCCAUGCCCCCCUUCUCACCCCAUGCCCCCCUUCUCACCCCAUGCCCAGGGGGAUUGCAUGCAAAGGGGGGCAUGCAAUCCCCCCUUCUCACUGCAUGCAAUCCCCCCUUCUCACUGCAUGCAAUCCCCCCUUCUCACUCCAUGCAAUCCUCCCUUCUCACUGCAUGCAAUCCCCCCUUCUCACUGCAUGCAAUCCCCCCUUCUCACUGCAUGGAAUCCCCCCUUCUCACUGCAUGCAAUCCCCCCUUCUCACUGCAUGCAAUCCCCCCUUCUCACUGCAUGCAAUCCCCCCUUCUCACUGCAUGCAAUCCCCCCUUCUCACUGCAUGCAAUCCCCCCUUCUCACUCCAUGCAAUCCCCCCUUCUCACUGCAUGCAAUCCCCCCUUCUCACUGCAUGCAAUCCCCCCUUCUCACUCCAUGCAAUCCCCCCUUCUCACUGCAUGCAAUCCCCCCUUCUCACUGCAUGCAAUCCCCCCUUCUCACUGCAUGCAAUCCCCCCUUCUCACUGCAUGCAAUCCCCCCUUCUCACUGCAUGCAAUCCCCCCUUCUCACUGCAUGCAAUCCUCCCUUCUCACUGCAUGCAAUCCCCCCUUCUCACUGCAUGCAAUCCCCCCUUCUCACUGCAUGCAAUCCUCCCUUCUCACUGCAUGCAAUCCCCCCUUCUCACUGCAUGCAAUCCCCCCUUCUCACUGCAUGCAAUCCCCCCUUCUCACUGCAUGCAAUCCCCCCUUCUCACUGCAUGCAAUCCCCCCUUCUCACUCCAUGCAAUCCUCCCUUCUCACUGCAUGCAAUCCCCCCUUCUCACUGCAUGCAAUCCCCCCUUCUCACUGCAUGGAAUCCCCCCUUCUCACUGCAUGCAAUCCCCCCUUCUCACUGCAUGCAAUCCCCCCUUCUCACUGCAUGCAAUCCCCCCUUUUCACUGCAUGCAAUCCCCCCUUCUCACUGCAUGCAAUCCCCCCUUCUCACUGCAUGCAAUCCCCCCUUCUCACUGCAUGCAAUCCCCCCUUCUCACUGCAUGCAAUCCCUCCUUCUCACUGCAUGCAAUUCCCCCUUCUCACUGCAUGCAAUCCCCCCUUCUCACUGCAUGCAAUCCCCCCUUCUCACUCCAUGCAAUCCCCCCUUCUCACUGCAUGCAAUCCCCCCUUCUCACUGCAUGCAAUCCCCCCUUCUCACUGCAUGCAAUCCCCCCUUCUCACUGCAUGCAAUCCCCCCUUCUCACUGCAUGCAAUCCCCCCUUCUCACUGCAUGCAAUCCCCCCUUCUCACUGCAUGCAAUCCCCCCUUCUCACUGCAUGCAAUCCCCCCUUCUCACUGCAUGCAAUCCCCCCUUCUCACUGCAUGCAAUCCCCCCUUCUCACUGCAUGCAAUCCCCCCUUCUCACUGCAUGCAAUCCCCCCUUCUCACUGCAUGCAAUCCCCCCUUCUCACUGCAUGCAAUCCCCCCUUCUCACUGCAUGCAAUCCCCCCUUCUCACUGCAUGCAAUCCCCCCUUCUCACUCCAUGCAAUCCCCCCUUCUCACUGCAUGCAAUCCCCCCUUCUCACUGCAUGCAAUCCCCCCUUCUCACUGCAUGCAAUCCCCCCUUCUCACUGCAUGCAAUCCCCCCUUCUCACUGCAUGCAAUCCCCCCUUCUCACUGCAUGCAAUCCCCCCUUCUCACUGCAUGCAAUCCCCCCUUCUCACUGCAUGCAAUCCCCCCUUCUCACUGCAUGCAAUCCCCCCUUCUCACUGCAUGCAAUCCCCCUUUCUCACUGCAUGCAAUCCCCCCUUCUCACUGCAUGCAAUCCCCCCUUCUCACUGCAUGCAAUCCCCCCUUCUCACUGCAUGCAAUCCCCCUUUCUCACUGCAUGCAAUCCCCCCUUCUCACUGCAUGCAAUCCCCCCUUCUCACUGCAUGCAAUCCCCCCUUCUCACUCCAUGCAAUCCCCCCUUCUCACUGCAUGCAAUCCCCCCUUCUCACUGCAUGCAAUCCCCCCUUCUCACUGCAUGCAAUCCCCCCUUCUCACUCCAUGCAAUCCCCCCUUCUCACUGCAUGCAAUCCCCCCUUGUCACUGCAUGCAAUCCCCCCUUCUCACUGCAUGCAAUCCCCCCUUCUCACUGCAUGCAAUCCCCCCUUCUCACUGCAUGCAAUCCCCCCUUCUCACUGCAUGCAAUCCCCCCUUCUCACUGCAUGCAAUCCCCCCUUCUCACUGCAUGCAAUCCCCCCUUCUCACUGCAUGCAAUCCCCCCUUCUCACUGCAUGCAAUCCCCCCUUCUCACUGCAUGCAAUCCCCCCUUCUCACUGCAUGCAAUCCCCCCUUCUCACUGCAUGCAAUCCCCCCUUCUCACUGCAUGCAAUCCCCCCUUCUCACUGCAUGCAAUCCCCCCUUCUCACUGCAUGCAAUCCCCCCUUCUCACUGCAUGCAAUCCCCCCUUCUCACUGCAUGCAAUCCCCCCUUCUCACUCCAUGCAAUCCUCCCUUCUCACUGCAUGCAAUCCCCCCUUCUCACUGCAUGCAAUCCCCCCUUCUCACUGCAUGCAAUCCCCCCUUCUCACUGCAUGCAAUCCCCCCUUCUCACUGCAUGCAAUCCCCCCUUCUCACUGCAUGCAAUCCCCCCUUCUCACUGCAUGCAAUCCCCCCUUCUCACUGCAUGCAAUCCCCCCUUCUCACUGCAUGCAAUCCCCCCUUCUCACUGCAUGCAAUCCCCCCUUCUCACUCCAUGCAAUCCCCCCUUCUCACUGCAUGCAAUCCCCCCUUCCGCCCCCUUUCACUCACCGCAUGUUGGUGUCCGUGAGUCCGCUCCCCUCCACUGCUGCUAG
Messenger RNA from Closterium sp. Naga37s-1, 5085 nucleotides. The record is from the annotation of a GenBank genome assembly. Lineage: Eukaryota; Viridiplantae; Streptophyta; Zygnematophyceae; Desmidiales; Closteriaceae.